AUGCCUGAAGUUCUUGGUUAUACGCCUACCUGGCUCUCGAAACCCAAUCCCGGCCACGAGAUAUUUACAGCAGGACCAACGAGCAACCAAACAGCUUCGAGAACUAGUUACAAUUCGAACGAUGGAAAAUCGAAUAAAUCAGGACCUCGCAGAACUAUUGCGCGUAGAGGAAGGGAAGUAUUUAUUGCUGUUGGAAAAGAAAUUCGAUGGGCGGAUCUUGUUUACUUGAAGGAGACAUGGGAAACCAAGCAGGAUGAUCAGAGAAGCUUUAUGAAAGGCAAAUCACGACUGGAAGAGGAAGUUGAAGGCGAAGAGGGUGUUGCUCAGGGCUAUAGAACACUCAAGAUCCCAGUGGCAGAUGAAAUUCGACAGUUGAUCAUCUCUCCAAAUUCGAAUUUUAUGGCGAUUCUGACAACUCAUACUGUACACAUUGCUAUAUUACCCGAGCCAUCGCAUCUUACAGUUCUCGAGUCUGGUCCUAUAAAAAUUAAGACUUUUCACCUUGGUCCAACAACACACGUUACAUCACGAAGUGGAAUAUCAACUGCACUAUGGCAUCCGUUAGGCGUCAAUGGAACAUGUUUGGUAACUGUUACAAAGGAUGCCGUUGUGCGAAUGUGGGAACUAUCUACAACUGAUCGUUGGUCUUUUGAUAAACCAACCCUUGCGGUUGAUUUGAAGAAAUUGGUUGAUGGAGUGUCGGCUGAUCAGGAUUUUGGAGCUUCGAUGGCUGCUCAAUCGAGUAAAUUCUCUCCAGAUGCGUUUGAGAUGGAAGUAGCAUCAGCUUGUUUUGCAGGGAGAGGAUCUGGAGGAUGGUCGCCCAUGACACUUUGGAUUGCAAUGAAGGAAGGAGACGUAUAUGCUCUUUGCCCAUUUUUGCCUGAGAAAUGGUCUCCACCACCCACCCUGAUUCCUUCGCUCUCAAUUUCAAUUGUAUCUAAUAUUGCCGCUAUUGAAGAUGAUCCAAACGUAACUCAGGGUACUAAACUUCUGGCGCAGCAACAGUUGGAUUGGAUGUCAGAUAUCGACAAUCAAGAUCCAACCCAGGUCCAGGGAUCUUUGGGUGAGCCACCGGUCGAGGUAUACACCAGGCCUUCAAGACCUGGAAAGGUGCCAAGAUUACAAGGUCCAUUCGACUUUGAGAUGCCUCCCGAAGAUGGGUACGACGAAACUUACAGUGACAUCUAUGUGAUCGGACCCAGGAUCGAUGCCGAAGAACUUAUGGAUGGAGAGGAUGACGAGAUUGAAUUGGAUGAAAUCGACAAAGAGGGAUGUUCUAUGAGCGUGAUAUGUCUGCUUACACACAAUGGACGCCUCUCGAUAUACUUGGACCUGACCGGAAUUGAGGCUCAAUGGUUACCGAGAUCUAACUCGAAGAUGUUACGAUUCUUGGACGACCCUAACCCACCUGCCUUGUUGACAUACGAAGUCUUAGAAACUUCCAAAUCCAACGAGAUCUGGGAAGGUUGUUGGCCUGUCUUCAGUCACGAUGUUGAAUCGAGGUAUUCAUUCUUCAUCACUAAUCAUUCGAACAUCACAUACAUAUCACUUUCUUCAUGGGUUUUCAGAUUAGAGGAAGAAUUAUGUAAUGGCGCAGAGUCUAACGUCAGACUUGGUGUGGUCGUCAGUACCCCGUCUAAAGUACAAAGGGUCUAUACACCGUCCAUGAUUGACCGGAAUGCCCCUCUUGCCGCCAGCACGAUUAUUCUGGAUCCUGAUCUUGGCUAUCUCCUCCUCUCCGCAAAUUGCCAUGGACCAUUAUCUAUCAGCUUUGAAUCACCCGAGUAUCAAGUCGAUCUCAGCCGUCGCCUUGGUCGCUCGGAAUCAUAUGACUCCGAAACUGAUAAUGACAAACCUUUGGUGCUAUUCGAAGCUCGACCCGUGUAUCAACCCUCCUACGCCUUAGAACAACCCUCUGAGUUGCCCUCCUUCCACAAAAAGAUCGGUCACAGCAAGUACAAGCGUUUGUUGAAGGAAGAGAUUCGAUUAUCACCUGCAGUACUCACGGUCAUGACGGAUGCCCAUAAAGUUAUAAGCGAAGAAACUCAUUGCAUUGGUACCGCUGCUGCAGAACUGUUCAGAAAAUGCAUCAAGCUCCAGAUUGAGCUUUCAAAACACAUCAAACAAGCUAACGAUAUUGCAAGCCGUGUUAAAUCAGUCAUCGGUGAUGACUAUGAUGCGGAUGAUGAUAAAUCUCAAGUUAUGUCAAAUGAAAUUAUUGAGCGAAGGAUACAGGUAGCGCAAGAUAAACAGAAGAUGCUUAAUGAACGUAUCGAGAAUAUUAGGAAGAAGAUACCCAAAAACACUCGGCGUGAGCUAAGCGACAAAGAAAGAGCGUGGACAGAAGAGGUGAGGAAUCUUAGUGGAAAGGUUCUAGGUGAAGAUUUGGAAGAUUCAACAUCGAGUAUGGUGAAGGUUUCCAAGGAUCCCUGGCAGAGAUAUGAGGAGGUUAGGGAGCUUAAGGAUGAUGUAUUGAGUCAGGCGAAUAAUUUGCUAGCUAAAGGGGAUGAUGAGAGAGACGUGGAGGAGCUAGAGAGAACUGAAGAUGGAGGGAGAGGUGUGCAUGUCCCGGCUGAGUUGAGGAGGAAGAAAGUCGGUCAAAUAAUGAAGUUGUUGGAUCGGGAGACGGCGUUGGUGGAGGCUACGAAGGGGAGAUUGGAGAGGUUGAGUUUAGUUUGA
This is a messenger RNA of Sclerotinia borealis F-4128, 2679 nucleotides long. Lineage: Eukaryota; Fungi; Ascomycota; Leotiomycetes; Helotiales; Sclerotiniaceae. The record is from the annotation of a GenBank genome assembly.